CAUUUCACUGAUUAUAAUGUAGAUUGUGUCAUUAUUGUUAGAUUAUUAGUAUUAAACAUCAGAAUUACAAGCCAAUAAAAACGGCAUGUGUGGCCCAACGUUAGAAAAAAGAGCAGAUAUUGAUAAACUGGCAAAUCAUGUGAUCUCUCUUUUACGAGUGAUUAAUAUUUUACAGUUUGUUUUCUUCCUGCAGGGGGCAGAAAUACACCUGCUGCAGAAGACAGCGAAGAAGAAGAAGAAGACAGCGAAGAAGAAGAGGAGGUCACAGAGUCCGCUGAAGUGGAAAAGCAGCUGCAGACCAGUCCAGUCCAGACCAGUCCAGUCCAGACCAGUCCAGUUCAGACCAGUCCAGACCAGGCCAGGCCGGUUCAAACUGGUUCAUAAUGAGAGCCAUGUUGAGAUCUCUUAAGGUCCUCCUCUCUGCCACAACAUGUCUGCCGACUCGCUGCUGCUCAGGCUUCGUCUCCAGGACGAGGUACGUGAACAGGCUGAAGGAGGAUGAUGAAGCGUGUGCUGCAGCGCUGCAGACCGGUCGCAUUUUCCUGUUCCACCGCCUUUCUCCUCUGCUGCAACGCACCGAGCAGGGAACCUUCAGACCAGCAGCACUGAUGUGCUCAGACGUGCAGUCGAUCCUGGAGAGACUCGGUUCAGACAGAACCCUGCUGAAGGAGUCGGUUCUGAUCGGCUGCUCUAAACAGAACCAGGCUCAGUUCUGUCUGGACGUCGGAGAGCUGGAUCAGGCAGCAGUAGAGGAAGUGUGUGAAGGAAACUUUAUCGAUCUGAGGAAAGCUUUCUUUCUUCUGACGGGAGCAGAGGUGCCUUUAGUGGCCAAGGGUCAGGCUCUGCUGCGCUGGCAUCAAACCAGCGGCUUCUGCAGCGCCACGGGCCAGCCGACCCACCGCAACCAGGCAGGAAGUCAGAGGGUCUGCAGCAGCAGCGGCAUCGUCUACUACCCCAAGAUGUCUCCAGUGGUAAUCGUCCUGGUGUCUGAUGGGAAACGGUGUUUGUUAGGACGACAGUCGUCCUUCCCUCGGGGGAUGUACAGCGCUCUGGCCGGUUUCUGUGACAUGGGUGAGACUCUGGAGGAGACUCUGAGCAGGGAGGUGGCGGAGGAGGUGGGUCUGGAGGUCCACAGUGUCUCCUACAGCUCCUCACAGCACUGGCCUUUUCCUCACAGCUCCUUAAUGCUGGGCUGCCACGCCUCUGUUAGCCCCGCCCACACUCAGUUAAACGUGGACCACACAGAGCUGGAGGACGCUCGCUGGUUCAGUCUGGAGGAAAUCACCUCCGCCCUGCAGGUGAAGACUCCACCCAGGAGAGGCGACCCCCCCGUCCUCUGGCUUCCUCCAAAACACGCCAUCGCCAACCGCCUCAUCACCGAGUGGAGGGAUCGCCAGCGACGCAGCGAGGAGAGAGAGUAACGUCCAAACUGAACGCACUGGGGAACAUGUUCCUAACAUCCACAUAUCAUCCAGACUGAGUUUACAGUCUGGGACCCCAGUCAGGACUGAAGGUCAUGUGACAUCCAGAGACCCAGAAGGACUUCUUUGUAAUCAGCUGUGAGUCUGUGGAGGAAAUGUACUGACCUUCAUUCAGAUUCAAAAAUCACUCUAAAUCAUGUAACAGAACAUUAAGAUACUUUAAAACACAAUCUGAGUCAGAAACCUCCUCAGAGUCGUAACUCAGACCUGAACUCAGACAUGAAACACAUCGAGUCGUUCAGUGCGACUUACAGAGAUCAGCGUCUCUGACGUCCGUCCAGAAUAAACCUCAGAAACCAGCUGAGACACCAGAGAAGAAAGCGGCUGCAGAACCUGCCUGAGAAUCCUGCUGUUUCUAAGUUUCCUUCAGUCUCACAGUGAUCCAGAGACAGCUGUCUGUCCGUCCACGGGUCCACUGCAGACAGGAGCUGCUGACUGCUGGUUCGGCUGCUCUGACGGGACAGUCUGACUGCAUGUGGACACAUACAGGCUGAAACUCACUCCCCUCUUCUCAGUUUGUACCUCCUCACCUCGCCUCCUCGCUCCUCAAGAUGGCGCCCUGAGAUCGGUUUCCGGGUCACAGGCAGGAGGACGGAGGAGACGAGGAAUGAGAAGAGUCCACUAACUCUGGCAACAUUAUACUUCCUGUUUACAUCCCCCAAUGCAUCAUGGGAGCUGUAGUUUCAAAACUUGAGCAUAAUUAUCCCCCAGAUAGAAAUGAGACAUAACAGAGUGACAUCUAUUAAUCAUCUAUUAAACAAAAAAUAUUUCUUGAUGUUUUUCACAACGAAAACGAGGCUGAAAGUAAAUGAAGUGUCGUGUUUUACAGUGAAAGACGCACAAAUCAACUAAUUACGGUUUCAAUGCAAAGUUUUAUUCAAAGUCCUGCAGAAUCUCACACUGCAGCUCCUGAUUGGUCCAACAGUUUCCUCCAGCAGCCAAUAAUAUCUCUUGUUCAGAAGCUGAUUUAGCUUUUGCACUAAGUGAAGUUUUUACAUCUUUAUUUCCAUGACAACUUCUUCUGCGGAUGAAGACGAUGUUGUAUGAUAGAAAGCUGCAGAGCAGCGACUAAAUGGCGUCGCAUGUUGAUGACUUGGCAGUGUGGCCGCCAUGUUGCUGACGCGGCCGUUUCCGCUGAUUCUGAAGCCAUUUUACUGUAAAUCUGAAACGUUUCUAGAAAAAUAGCGAGUCACGUGUUUCUGGUGAUCGGCGAGAAUCAAUAAAGUAAAAUAAUGAUGAUAUGGAUCAGGCGCUGCUGCUAUAGUAAAUAACUCGCUGACACAUCUGAACAUUUAUUGACGAGUUACAGAAACAUUCAAUAUAACAUCAAGACACAGCAGCCGUUUAUUAAAUCACAUGAGAUCUGUGGACCAAUCAGAGUCGCAGCUCUGCUUGUUUCCAGCCACCACAGAAGAAGAAGA
Siniperca chuatsi (mandarin fish) is the source of this 2902-nucleotide messenger RNA. RefSeq names its product nudix (nucleoside diphosphate linked moiety X)-type motif 13 (gene nudt13). Gene Ontology annotation, molecular function: metal ion binding; hydrolase activity. The coding region runs from base 384 to 1421 and encodes 345 amino acids. Lineage: Eukaryota; Metazoa; Chordata; Actinopteri; Centrarchiformes; Sinipercidae. The record is from RefSeq and is a predicted model, not a curated record. The transcript is spliced from 9 exons.